CAAAGCAGACGGAAGUAACGGAUGAGCAUGACAGUAUUAGAGUAACUAAUGACAACACAUAUCUGGCUGUGAAAGAACUGAAGAACAUACAUGAAACACUAAAUAAAAGCAACAAUCAAGAGAGCAUAACAAAACAAAAUGGAGAUACAGUAUGUAUACACAAAGAAGAGGUCUGAAUUUGGCCGACAAUGUAACUUCUCCGACAGACCAGCAGAACUUCAUGUUGAUAUUGCACCAAAUCCAUCUAUUGCACAGGAAUAUAUUGAAAGAAAUCCUGUUGACAUUGGUAUACAAUGUGUCCAGGAAAUGUCAGAGCAUGAGAUUAACACAGAAAGAUUUGAGACAGGAUCACGGGGAAUAAACCACACAGAAGGAGGUUGGCCAAAAGAUGUUAAUCCAGCUGAAGUAGAACAAGUGUCCAGAUACAGAAAGAAAGUAGAAAAAGAUGAAAUGUAUAUCAACACAAUUCAACAACUCGGAAGUAUUAUGGAAAGCAGAAUCAAACAGAAUAAUGCAAUAGACAUAUAUGAAGAAUAUUUUGAAGAUAUAGAAGGAGAUUUAGUGGAUGAAACACCCUCAGCAAAGACUAUCAAUGUAUUCAGAGAUCCAAAUGAAAUCAAACGUACAGCAACACAUAUGUCCUGGUUUCCUGAUGGACCAAAGAAACUGGCUGUGGCUUACUGUAACUUGGAAUUCCAAGGAUCAACACCAGAUACCAGUAUGGAGUCUUAUAUCUGGGAUGUUGAAAAUCCUAACAAACCAGAAAUGGUACUGAAGCCUGUUUCACCAUUAGUAUGUCUUGAAUAUAAUCCAAAAGAUUCUCAUAUAUUACUUGGUGGUUGUUACAAUGGUCAGAUAGCUUAUUGGGAUACAAGGAAAGGUUCACAACCAGUAGAAAUAUCACCUAUUGAACAAAGUCAUCGAGAUCCUGCAUACAAAACCAUCUGGAUCCAGUCUAAAACAGGAACAGAGUGCUUCUCAGCAUCAUCUGAUGGUCAAGUGUUAUGGUGGGACAUCAGGAAAAUGGGAGAACCAACAGAAAAAUUAUACUUAGACCCUACAAAGAAACAAGAUCCAACAAAAGCAAUGGGAGCUAUGUCAUUAGAAUAUGAACCUACAAUGCCAACUAAAUUUAUGGUAGGAUGUGAACAAGGAACAAUUAUGUCAUGUAACAGAAAAGCCAAAACACCAGCAGAGAAAAUAGUAGCUCAAUAUAACGGUCAUCUUGGUCCAGUAUACUCAUUACAACGUAAUCCAUUCUUCCCUAAAAACUUCCUCAGUGUUGGAGAUUGGAAAGCAAGGAUUUGGUCAGAAGAUAUUAGAGAAUCAUCAAUCAUGUGGACAAAACAAUACCAGUCAUACCUUACCGAUGGAUGUUGGAGUCCUGUCAGACCCUCAGUGUUCUUUAUUACUAAGAUGGACGGUACAUUGGAUGUUUGGGAUAUUAUAUUUAAACAAAAUGAUCCUACACUCAGUUUACAGGUGUGUGAUGAGCCUCUUCAUAGUAUACGUGUACAAGAACAAGGUAGAUUGGUGUCGUGUGGUUCACACUCAGGAACAACAACAUUGUUAGAACUAUCAGACAGUUUAUACUCAUUACAGAGAAAUGAAAAGAAUUUAGUUACAGCAAUGUUUGAAAGAGAAACAAGAAGAGAAAAGAUCCUAGAUGCAAGACACAGAGAAAUGAAAUUGAAAGAAAGAUCAAAGAGUUCAGCGGACAAAGAUAAGGAUGAAGGUGAAACUAAAGGUGAAGGGGAAGAAUAUAAUGAAGAGGACUUGUACACAAAGGCAGAAAAAGAAUUCUAUAAAAUUAUUGAAGAAGAGAAGAAAUUACACGAGAGACGACAAGCGACAAAAGACGACAUGGACAAGGGAGACAAGGGAAAGCAAUCACCAAUCCAAGAAGAAGAGGGUGAAGAAAAGGCAAAUGGACAACCUGAAAAAGAAGAAGGAAAGAAAGAUUAGUUUAUCUAACAUAAGACAUCUUAAAAGAGGCUAAACAAAGUGACCUAGACAUUAUGACAUCUACGAUAGCAUUUAGUUUUGUUUUCGUUUUGGAUUAGAUGCUGACUAUCAUAUGUAAUUACAACACAAAUUUGAAGUGCCAUUCAUUACUUUUAGAAGAGAAACCAUGUUUUUAAAAACUAUAAGCAUUUACUGGAAAUAGAAUGUACUACGUUAUUAAUAGCCUUAUAAAGAACAUAAUUAUUUAUUGAAAAUUAGUGGUUUUUACUUUAUUGUGAUUCCAUCUUAUUUAUAAUUGUUAACAGACAAUACACUUUUUAUAUUUGUUAUAACAAAUAAAUUACAUGAAACAAUA
This is a messenger RNA of Mytilus trossulus (common blue mussel), 2320 nucleotides long. RefSeq names its product dynein intermediate chain 3, ciliary-like. Gene Ontology annotation, biological process: cilium movement; outer dynein arm assembly. Gene Ontology annotation, cellular component: outer dynein arm. The transcript is spliced from 15 exons. The record is from RefSeq and is a predicted model, not a curated record. Lineage: Eukaryota; Metazoa; Mollusca; Bivalvia; Mytilida; Mytilidae. Bases 139 to 1965 code for a protein of 608 amino acids. Gene Ontology annotation, molecular function: dynein heavy chain binding; dynein light chain binding.